Messenger RNA from Amphibalanus amphitrite, 2728 nucleotides. RefSeq lists its product as uncharacterized. The coding region runs from base 1180 to 2550 and encodes 456 amino acids. The transcript is spliced from 8 exons. Lineage: Eukaryota; Metazoa; Arthropoda; Thecostraca; Balanomorpha; Balanidae. The record is from RefSeq and is a predicted model, not a curated record.
AUGGUGGGCCUCCAAAGUUGAUCCGUCUGCCAGCCAGUACCUGGAGGAGGCAGUACCAAGUACUCGGAUACAUUUCCCUAUAAGUCCAUAGGCUUAACACUAGCUAGAGACUUCUAGAGAUAUUUUGUAUGCCAGAUAAGGCCGUCGCAUACCAGAUAAGGCCGCAAUGGCCGUUCAACGUUACGUGGGGAAAUUGGAGAAAUCUAAAGACUUUUUUCUCUCUGACGUCUCCACUCCGCAACUGGCAAGCGUUGUUAGCAUUGGCUCGUGUCGUCGUAAAUAAGAUUUGUUUGACGGAUAUUCCGUUAGUUGAGUGUGUUGUUGUAAUUUCUGAGGCUGUAUGAGUUGGACGGAAUGGCGCCAUCCCGCCAAGUGCGAAAUCGGCGGUGUAGUGUGAAGGGUUGUGGAAAAACAAAGGCUGAUUGUCAUUUGUCCCGAUCUCAACUUCUUCCAUGUUCCGAAAAACCGUGUCAAGAGACUUGCUUGGGUGGCUGUCCUAGAAGAUGGCUUGGCGGACAAGCAGGUUGACAAAGCACUUGUGUGUAGCUGCCACUUCAACCCUCAAGAUCUUUUGCUUGGAGAAAGGGCUAGAACGUCACCACAUGCCGUACCGUCAAUAGCAGUCGUGGAAGGUAAACUUGAUAGGCGGCCGGCGCGCGCCCAUCGGCACCGGCGGCCGGUCGUCGUGUAGCGCGGCGCUCCGCCAGCUGCUGUGCUGGGGUUGGCGGCGCUCAGCAGCUACCAGCUGAUGCAGCGCGCCGUGCUCGCUCGCCGCGGCGCAGUGUUUAUAGCGCGUGCGCCGGGCGCUGACGGCAGUCGUCUGGCAGCGACAGCUCUGCCGGUGACGGCACACGCUGCUGCUGCAGAAACUGGACAAGGGCCUGCUUGGGCUCCUGGUCCUGGAUCGGUACGCCGGCUCAGUCACCUGAUGACGGCGGCGCACAGCGUGACCUACCCGCCCUACAGCCGGCCCAGCAGGCGGACGGAGAGGCCCGCCCGGGCCCAGUGCCGCACGGAGAGGCGGUGGCGCUGGAGGCCAACACCCCGGCUCGCGACCUGUAGCUGACGGUGCUGGAGCCGCGAGUCACCGUGUUGGCUGGCCAUGGAGACUUGGAAAAGGCCGGUGAGGUGCGUCUCCAGCUGCGCUGUCAGACGAUCCAGUGGAACGAGCAGCAGCCCAUGUACCCGUCCCGGCUGUGCCGGUGUGUCUCCCAGCUUGAGCGGCGCCGGCCGACCGCUGCGCUGCUCUACAACUGCCACGUCCACACACGAUGCACGGUGACGGCUGACCAGGCGGUGCUGGUCUCGACCGCGGCCGACGGCCAGCCCGCCCAGGAGCACCAGGUCGCCUCGCUCUCCUCAGCCUCGGUCUACUGGAAGGCGCUGCUGGCGCCGGCCCUGUGGGCCGGCUCCCAGCACCCGCUCACAGAGCAGGUGUGCCACGCCGACUGGCUGCACUGCGCCGACGACCGGGGGACCGCCGGCGCUGAGCCGGCCGGCUCGCAGCUGGACCUGCCACUAGAGACGGACCUGUGCGACCUGGACGUGCGGCUGUGUCAGACCGGCUGGUGCUGGGCCGGCGCCGCCCGGUGCGCUGUCAGCUGGACGGCCGGCCCGUGCUGGCCGCGCCCCAGGCGGCCGACGCGCCGGCUCCCGGCGGCGGCGGCGAGCGGGCGGUACGGGCGCUGCUGCAGCUGCCGACAGCUGCCGCCGCCGCGGACAGCUGCCCGCUGCUGGUGGUCGUCUCCGAGCCGGCCCUGCUCUGCUGGCAGCCGGCACUGCUGCUCUGGCUGUCCCUGGCCACUCAGCUGGCCAGCAGCUGAGUGGCUCGGCGCCGCCGCCACUACCCCAGCCGCCCGAGCCGCCGCCGCCGCCGCCAUGGAUGUGCCCCGGCCGCAAGGACACUCGGGUACCUCGCGAUCGGCACGGAGCCACACCACGGAGAGGAACCUACCCGCAGUGUCACCCAACACCUCCGCUGCGGCGGCCGUCUCCCCCACUCCGCCGGCGCCGCCCGCCGCUCCGACUUUGGCCUGGCUGCCGGCCCUGGAGCGUCUGGAGGUGCGCCUUCAGAUCAGCGCGGUCACCGUCACCGUUCCGGCCGGUCCAGAGAGCGGCGGCGGGGCGGCCGGGGACGCGGAGCGGACGGCGGACCCGCUCCCGGCCGCGGCCGGCCACCACCCGGCGCCGGUACCGGGCCGGGUCCGCAGCAGCAGCGACUCGGGCCACCGGUACUGCCUGCACGGACAGCUGGUCUCUGUGCUGCCGUCAGUCCGACUGGACAGCGCUGCGCUCAAAUCGGCCGCCCUGCCGACAGUGCCGGAGGUGCCCGUCCGACUCACCAGACCUUCAGCGGCCGCAGCCGGCUCCCAGCUGCGCUCGCCGAGCCAGACGCAGCAGGUGAUGUCGCCGUCGGUCGUGGUGCGCGACUGUGCGUCCAUCCCGUGUCCAACGCCCCCCCCCCCCCACACCGCGCGCUGCUGCCGGGCCCGCCGUCGUAGUUUUAUGGCCUUGCGCCGUCAGUCGCCAGCUGGUGGUGGCGACCCAUGAUCGCUCGCGUACGUUCGCCGGCGCGCCCAUUGCAGAGAAGGGGUUCGCGCAUGCCCAUUGUAGAGGGGCGCGCCCCUUGCGGAGGCGGUACGCGCUACGCUGUAGACAGUAAUGCUUGUUGGGUAGCCCCUUUGCACAUUGUUUGUUCAUGGAUGUAAAUACAAGUUACAUGACUGAU